Messenger RNA from Hirsutella rhossiliensis, 1731 nucleotides. RefSeq lists its product as uncharacterized. Gene Ontology annotation, cellular component: box C/D methylation guide snoRNP complex; small-subunit processome. Gene Ontology annotation, biological process: rRNA methylation; box C/D sno(s)RNA 3'-end processing. The coding region runs from base 1 to 1731 and encodes 576 amino acids. The transcript is spliced from 3 exons. Lineage: Eukaryota; Fungi; Ascomycota; Sordariomycetes; Hypocreales; Ophiocordycipitaceae. The record is from RefSeq and is a predicted model, not a curated record. Gene Ontology annotation, molecular function: RNA binding; rRNA methyltransferase activity; histone H2AQ104 methyltransferase activity.
AUGGCUUCGGCCUACACCCUGCUCCAUGGCGCUGCAAACAGCUCCCACUUCACCGUCACCGCCCUGGGCCGCUGGUCCAGCCUGAACAAGCAGCUUCCCGCCGUGGACAAGAUUAAGGCUCUUCACGUCUACGACUUUGACAAUACCUUGUUCAAGACGCCUACCCCAAAUCCCCAAGUCUGGUUUGGAGCGACAUAUGGCAAGCUCUUGAGCCCCCACUUGUUCGUCAAUGGCGGAUGGUGGCACGAUAGCCGUGUCCUUGCCGCUACCGGCCAGGGCCUCGAAAAGGAGGAGCCCCGGGCUUGGGCAGGCUGUUGGAACGAAAAAGUGGUUCAGCUCGUCGAGCUCUCCAUCAAGCAGCCAGACGCCCUAUGCGUGCUCUUGACGGGCCGCGCUGAAAAGGCCUUCACCGACCUCGUAAAGAAGAUGGUCGCCAGCAAGGGUCUCGAAUUCGACAUGGUGUGUCUGAAGCCCCAGGUCAGCCCGACCAACCAACACUUCCAGAACACCAUGCACUUCAAGCAGCUCUUCCUCAACGCCCUCAUGGAGACGUACAAGUACGCGACCGAGAUCAAAAUCUACGAGGACCGCCCCAAGCACACAAGGGGCUUUCGCGAUUUCUUUGCCGAGUAUAAUCGUCGCCAGGCCUUGAAUCCCACCCGAGGACCCCUGGCUGCCGAGGCCUUCCAGGUGGCCGACGACUCGACGAGCCUCGACCCUGUCGUCGAGGUGGCCGUGGUGCGACAAAUGAUGCAGGACCACAACGAGUCUCUGCAAAAGGCUCCUCCCGACUUACGCCAACCCCUGCUCGAGAUCAAAAAGACAGUCUGCUUCACGGGCUACAUGAUCAGCCCCGACGACACCAAGAAGAUUCGCGGCUUCGCUCAUAUCCCGCACGACGCCACAGGCGAUCUGAAGCACUACGCCAACAGCAUCCUCAUCUGUCCUCGCCCGUGUCCUCCCAGCAUUCUGGCCAAGGUCGGCGGGAUGGGAAGCAAGAUGCUCUGGGAGGUGACGGGAACCGGUUCCCUCAACGAAAACCUCUGGGCAGCCCGGGUGCGCCCGGUGCCCUCCACGGCCGUCUAUCAUACGGACAAUCCCAUCCCUCUGGUCGUCCUGUCCAUGCGGAGAGGCGCCAGACCGACGGAUGCCUGCAACAUCACCAACUGGCAACCCUUGCCUCCAAACCAGUCGUUUGUCUUCGAGACAACCGUGGGCGAGAAGUCGUCCCUCCGAGUCGAGCAAGAAGACCCCGGAGAAGACGAGUACGAGAGCCUCUUCGCAAACAAGUCGACCAAGCGCAAGCGUGAAGGGAACGAUGACUGGGCGCCUCGGAACCCGCACGGCUACCACGGUGGUCGGAACGAGACGCGAGGCUUUCACUCUGGCGGCCGCGGAGGGGGCCGGGGACGAGGUGGCGGCAACGCGGGACGCGGCAUGCGCAAUACCUCGCGGGGAGGUGGUAGAGGCGCCCGAGGUCGAGGUGGUUUCCACAGCUACCGCUCCCUCGACGACGUCGAGCCAAGGAACGAGCAAGGCGGUUACGGUCCCCAGGUCGAUUAUGACGAUGCCUACCAGCCGCCGAGCCAUUUCCAGGCUCUGCCCACGGGCCCGAGGGCCCUGCAAGGCCGCGGAGCGCUGCAGCAAGGCCGAGGGGUCGGACAACCCGCUGGGCGGCCCAUGGGUGGCGGUCCAGCCACCGGCAACCCGGACCUGCAGAAUCUCUACUAG